This is a messenger RNA of Cheilinus undulatus (humphead wrasse), 4588 nucleotides long. It is a transcript of the gene paplna, whose product is annotated as papilin a, proteoglycan-like sulfated glycoprotein. Gene Ontology annotation, biological process: extracellular matrix organization. The transcript has 28 exons. Gene Ontology annotation, cellular component: extracellular matrix. The record is from RefSeq and is a predicted model, not a curated record. Bases 298 to 4170 code for a protein of 1290 amino acids. Gene Ontology annotation, molecular function: metalloendopeptidase activity; serine-type endopeptidase inhibitor activity. Lineage: Eukaryota; Metazoa; Chordata; Actinopteri; Labriformes; Labridae.
GUCACAAUUGUAGCUUAAUAAUUCAUAAAUUUCGUUGCAAAUAUUCUUAAAUAAUUUUCGCACAAAUUCAUUCACUUGGGUCUACAGGUACCGCUGAACCGUUAGACUUCAUUGGUCCCAAGAUGGCUUUCAACUUCGACUAUUCUUUUACUUUUCGUCCCCUUCAUAAGGCUCAUCCAAGUCAAAGCUCCGGAGAGAAAGCAGCUGUCAGUCCUGCACGGUCCCACGAGAGGAUCCACCGGCGGGCUAGGACUCAAGAAACCGCAUUAAGAACCACUAAACAGGGGAACCAGGAAGAUGCUCCUGCCUCUGGUAAUCCUCCAGCUGCUGCUGGCUCCAGCACUCAUGGUGCCCAACGUGGAUCACUGGGACACGUGGGGUCCUUACGGAGAAUGUAGCCGCAGCUGUGGCAGCGGUGUGACUAUGAGAACCAGACGCUGUAUCACCCACAGGACUGAUGGAGGACACAACUGUGUAGGACCGGACAAGUCUUACCGUUCCUGCAACAUCCAGGAUUGUCCAGAAGGAUCCAGGGAUUUCCGUGAAGAGCAGUGCUCCCAGUUUGAUGGGACUGACUUCCAGGGGAAACGCUACAAGUGGCUCCCAUAUUAUGGAGCUGAGAACCCCUGUGAGCUGAACUGCAUGCCAAGAGGAGAAAACUUUUAUUAUCGUCACCGCAGCGCUGUGGUUGAUGGGACGCCCUGUCACCCUGGACGGAGGGAUAUAUGUGUGGAUGGAGUCUGCAAGCGCCUGGGCUGUGACAACAUGUUGGAGUCUCCUCAGCAGGAAGACCCCUGCCUGCAGUGUGGGGGCAAUGGACAAUCCUGCUACCGCGUCCACAACACCUUCACCGUACGAGACCUGCCAACUGGCUACAACCAGAUGUUCAUCAUCCCUGUCGGAGCCACCACCAUCAGCAUCAGAGAAACGGUGGCCACACGUAACUACCUCGCCAUCAAGAAUCUACGUGGGGAAUACUACCUCAAUGGCCACUGGGUAAUUGAGUUUUCCAGGGCAACUCCCAUUGCCGGCACUAUGCUGUACUACCAGAGAGGAGCUGAAGGGGACAACGUCCCUGAAACCAUCAUCGGGCGAGGACCCACCACUGAGCCUCUGGUUGUUGAGCUGAUUAGCCAGGAGCCAAACCAGGGAGUGGAGUAUGAGUUUUAUUUGCCCAAUGGACGCUCCAGAGAGGGCUACUUCUGGAGCUAUGGAUCCUGGUCAUCCUGCAGCAGAGAGUGUGGAUUAGGCUACCAGUCUCGUUUGGUGUUCUGCACCAUCGAUAACGAGUCCUAUCCCGACUAUCUGUGUGCAUCCCUGCCAAGGCCACAAACCAACAGAACAUGCAACCCACACCCAUGCCCACAGACCCGCAGCUGGAGAACCGGUGAGUGGAACACAUGCUCAGUAACCUGCGGCGGAGGCUCUCAGGUACGUCGUGUUGAGUGCAUCUCCCAUGAUGCCGCAGGCCCCCGUGUGGUGGAAGAUGCCAUCUGUGCCGCCUAUGCUGAGGCUCCGCCUUCUCUGCAGACCUGCAACAUGCACCAGUGUGCCGAGUAUCGUGCAACGAGAUGGAGUGCGUGCACCGUGACCUGUGGGUCAGGUCAGCAGACCAGAGAAAUCACCUGUAUUGGGUCAGGAGGAAUGAGGCUAGAGGAGACAGCCUGCAGCACUCUGCUUCGCCCGCCAGCCGCCCGGCCCUGUGAGAUGGCGCCGUGCCCGAGACAGAUCAGCUGGCACGUUGGCGAGUGGGGACUGUGCUCCAGCAGCUGUGGCUCUGGCUCCAGAGAUCGGCAGGUGAUCUGCUCGGACCAGGAGAGGAACCUGUACCCUGUGGACCAGUGCAGCGCUAACCCCAAACCUCCCUCUGUGGAACGAUGCAACAGCCAGCCCUGCUACAGCCCACAGAUUGUUCCAAGUGUCCAGGACCCACAGGGACAUGACAACACUCAGACUGUUUUCCAGCCCUAUUCACCAGACCACACAACAGCCCACAGACCGGAGACAGAUCCGACCCAGACCAACACGGUCCAUGACCCGCAUGGCUCCGCCCCCGCCCUCCACUGCAGCCAGUCCCGUUACGGCUGCUGCCCAGACGGACGAACAUCAGCCGGGGGCCCUCAGGGUCUGGGCUGCCCUCGGGCCCCCACUCCCACUUCUGUGCAGCCAGCCUGCAUCCAGACCAGCUAUGGCUGCUGCCAGGAUGGAGUGACUUCUGCUCAGGGCCCCAACAAAGAGGGCUGUGCUGAGUUUAUCACCCCUACACCUACUGCCGCUCCUUCUCUUCCCACUGAGAAUGCCCCACAGUGUCGUCUCACCACCUACGGGUGCUGUUUCGACCGCACCACGCCAGCAGGAGGACCCAACGGAGAGAGCUGCCCCAACCCACCAAACCACAUCGAGCGUUCCAUUUGCUCUCUGCCUCGUGCUGCCGGCUCCUGCAGCGCCUGGACGUCCCGCUAUCACUUUGACGUUAUCACCUCCAAGUGUGUGCACUUCUGGUUCGGAGGCUGCCAUGGCAACAGCAACAACUUUAUGACCCGGACUGAGUGCCAGAGGGCGUGCCAGGUACCUACACCAAGCCAGCCAAUCGCCCCUGUAGGAGAGCCAACCACCAGGAGAGGAUCCACAGCUGGAAGGACCCCAGCCUCAGGAGGAGGAGGAAGCGCUCGGCCUGGAGCCGGUAGCACAUCAGGAGGUACAAGGUCUGGAGCUGGCACUGCUUCUGGAGGAGGUGGCAGCAGGGGCGGAGCUGGCACCACAGGAGGAGCAGGAAGCACUAGAGCUGGAGCCAGUACUACUUCAGGAGGAGCAGGUACAAGAUCAGGAUCUGGCAGCACAUCAGGCGGGGCCGGAAGCACAAGGGCUGGAGCUGGCACUCCAUCAGCAGGAGGAGGAUCUAGAGCAGGUGGAUCCACAUCAGGAGGGUCAUCAACUGGGGGGUCCCGUGACAUGGGGAGGAUUUUCGUUGUGCAGGGAGGCUCGACAGGCGGUACAGGCAGACAAUCAACGAGUGCAGCUGAACAUGCCCACAGAGCUCGCAUCUAUCUGCGCCCACACCGGCCAUCAGCCGCCACUGCAGCACAGCACACCGGUCCUGCAGCGAGUUUGACCCUUGGAGGAGUGACCAUCGAUAAGUCAGACCCCUCAACGGUCGAGGCGUUAGUCGGUCAGACGGUUGUGCUGCCCUGCAGAGUCAGCCCGCCACCAUCCUCCACUCUCAUCGUCGAGUGGAGGAGAGACGGCACCCCGCUGUCUACUAACAGGCAUCACCAGCAGCCCAACGGGUCCCUCUUAGUUGGUCCUCUCACAAAGUCUGACUCGGGCUGGUUCUUGUGUGUGGCGACACGUGAACGGGAGAGAGACCACCGCUACAUUUACCUGUCUGUCUCAGAGGGGUCAUCUCAGCUGACCCCCACCUUACUGCCCAGAGACAGCCCUAUCCCCCGGUUCAGUAUUGAGCGGUCGAGCUCGUCUUUGCUGGAGAUGAGAUCGGGACAGACAGCCAGACUGAGCUGCAGGAUCGUUCCUCCGUCAGCUCUUCAGUUCGUCAGCAUCCAGUGGACUAAAGAUGGACACACCAUCCGGGACUCCAGGUACACACAGCAGUCAGACGGGACGUUGAUAAUUGGGCCUCUGAGGUCUGAUGACUCUGGCGUCUUCACCUGCACAGUCUCCACCCAGCAGCAGCUGGAGCAGAGACAGCUGCAGCUCAAAGUCCAAGCUGACCUGAAGAUCACCACGGCUCCAAACAACAUCCAGGUGUCUGAAGGCAGCACUGCACUGCUGCCCUGUGUGGUGUCAGGAGACAACGUCAACAUCGGCUGGUCCAGAAAUGGCGUCCCUGUGCGUCCAGACGGUCGUAACAUCCUCCUGUCGUCUGACGGCAGCCUGAUCCUGAACAACGUGAAGCCUGCAGACGAGGGGACAUACACUUGUAACGCUUACACUGGCAUCUACUCUGUGAGCGCUACAGCUGAAGUCAGAGUCACGAAAGAGACACAACAAGGUGGUGACGUUCCUCCGGAGUGCGUGGACCAGCCGGAGCUCGCCAACUGUGAGCUGAUCGUCUACGCCCGACUCUGCUCUAACUCGUACUACUCCAGUUUCUGCUGCGCCAGCUGCACCCGACACUCACAGAGGAACAAACGGUACGGUCGGCUCGGUUAAAGCUGCAGACAUUUUUAAAGACUCUGGAGGGGACGAGACGGCGUUUGAGACUUGUAAGCUGUUUGGAGGACUGCAUUUUUACAGAACACUGAACUACUGCCAUCACCAAAAGGACUCAAAACUCAGAAAGAAGCUCAAAAAAAGGGAGUGAGGAAUGUAGAUGUAGAGACAGGGAGUCUGUUUGAACACUGAAAACCAGAGAAUCAAAAAGGCCUUUAUAAGAGAGGAACCACUUUAAAAGUCUGCUGAAUGUGAGGAAGCAACAGUCAAAUAAGUUAUUUACUCACUGGACCUACUGAUCAUGUUCUCUGUUUUUAGAGAAUUAUCAUUUAAAGGAUUUUAAUCUAAUGUUCACUUCUAAAAUCCUCGGCUGUUUAUGUUGACCUCUCCUCUUUUUUUUAAAUAAUAACCCCGCCAA